Messenger RNA from Manis javanica (Malayan pangolin), 667 nucleotides. RefSeq names its product keratin associated protein 2-1 (gene KRTAP2-1). Gene Ontology annotation, cellular component: keratin filament. The record is from RefSeq and is a predicted model, not a curated record. Lineage: Eukaryota; Metazoa; Chordata; Mammalia; Pholidota; Manidae.
GAGCAGGAGGAAGACAUUCACACCCAAGAACACCCAAAUCCUCUCACCAGCCCAACCCAGCCCAGCUCCAGACACCACCAUGAUCGACUCCUGUUGCGGCUCCGGCUUCUCCUCCCUGAGCUGUGGGGGAGGCUGCUACCGCGACCCCUGCUGCUGUCUCCCCGUGUCUUCCCAGACCACCGUGUGCCGCCCCGUGACCUGCGUGCCCCGCUGCACACGCCCCAUCUGCGAGCCCUGCCGGCGCCCCGUCUGCUGUGACCCAUGCUCCGGGCAGGACGGCUGCUGCUGCCCCAUCUUCUGCUGCCCCACGUCCUGCACGGCCGUGGUCUGCCGCCCCUGCUGCUGGGCCUCCACCUGCUGCCAGCCCAUCUCUGUGCAGGCCCCCUGCUGCCGCCCCCCCUGCUGCCAGCCUGCCGCCUGCCGCAGCACCUGCAGGACCUCUUGCUGCUGAGCAGUGCACUGACUGCCUAGAGCAAGUAAUCAACCUUCUGAAAAAGUCAUACUCCCAUUUAUCUACCUAAAAAACCUUCUGACCUGAGCCAUCAAGACCCCAAGUCAACCAGGAUUGAAUGGAGAUCCAGACGCAUCUUUGUAGCAGUAGCAACUUUCUUUUUCCCAUCUUAGACCUUUAAACUUGUAACAUGUUUAUUUUCUAAUAAACAAAUCU